Messenger RNA from Gongylonema pulchrum, 984 nucleotides. The record is from the annotation of a GenBank genome assembly. Lineage: Eukaryota; Metazoa; Nematoda; Chromadorea; Rhabditida; Gongylonematidae.
AUGGUGAAAGCGCCAGUAAUAACGAGUCAUCUGCGCGAUGCUCAGAUUGACGAGGGCAGUAAGUUCGAAUUUGCUGCUCGCAUCGAAGGCGAACCGCUCCCGGAAAUUCGAUGGUUUAAGGAUGGCAGAGAUGUGAAGGAUAAUAUCGACUACCGUACAGCAUUCCUGAACGGAGUGGCCACGUUGACCAUCGAUGAAACGUUUGUUGAAGAUACUGCUGUGUACACUGUGCGAGCCGAAAAUAGUGCAGGUGUGGCCGAAUCGUCUGCUAAACUUGUUGUGAAAUCUCGAAGCGAGAUGGGUUCACAGCUGGAGGAGCAGUCAAAACCGCGAUUCAUCAGACAACUUCGCAAUGUAACCGUCACUGAGGGUGAUGAUGCCAUCCUUGACUGUGUCCUUGUUGCCGUGCCAGAACCUAAGGUAGUGUGGUACAAAGAGGAAGAGGCUGUCAAGGAAUCAGAACAUAUUCAACUCCGUUUUGAGGGCGACCACUGCUCCCUGACAAUCAGGGAUGCAAAAAUGAACGAUGCUGGCCUGUAUACCGUCAAAGCAACAAAUGCUGCUGGUCAGGCGACGAACUUCUGUCGUCUCACUGUACAGUCACCGCCAGUUACGAAAGGUGCCGCGGUGCCGCCUUCAGCACCCCCGAAGCCAAAGUUUGUGCCAGUGACACCGUCGUUUGCACCGCCACUUACCAACCAAAUAGUGCGGGAGGGCGAAAAAGCGGUGUUUGAGGUGCGCGUAUUCGGUGAGCCACCUCCAACUGUUUAUUGGAAGUACAACGACGAGCCUUUGCAUGCAACACCGGAAACGCGCGUUGAGGAGGAAAUCAGCAGAUGGCACCGGGUUUUGAUUGAGAAUACUCGCCCCGAGCAUUCCGGAAUGUACACUGUUAUUGCUGAGGUGCAUUUUCUUGUGCAGAUACACUGCGCAGUUUCUGUUUUUUUCAUAUCCAACAAUUACAAGUGUGGCGUAAAACUGUGA